GCGGGCGGCCGGGCUGAGGCGUUGCCGGCCGCGGGGCCGAAGCCGGGGCCGUGUAGCUGAGGCGCGCUGGCUUCCCGCCUUCGCCGCCUCCGGAGGCCGGGGCCUGCCGGCGGCCCGCUGCGGGGCCCGGGCGGCUCUGUGUCAGGGCGCCUGAGGCUGCCGGGCUUCCCCGGCGGGCGGGAGGCGAGGCGAGGCGAGGCGCGGAGCGGAGCGGGCCCGCGGCCCACGGCCCACGUUAACGCGCCCUCCGGCGGCUCCGGGGCUUCGGUGAGGUGGCCUAGCGGCCAGCUGUGCGGUUUAAUCUCGCUUUCUUCGGUCUCUUUGUUUCUCUUAAAUGCCUCUCGUGGGUUUUUUGAAAGACCGUUAAAGUUUUAAGCACAACAGAUCCCCCUAAUUGUUCGACCCGUGGUGUAUGUAAUCGUGUUUUUCAUACUUUGUGGCUUUGUAACUUCAGCUUUCGCAAGCAGCUGUUUCCUUUCACGUCAGCCGUGACAGGUAAGGGUCUGUGUGUAAUGGCGGGCCGAGGAGGCCUGUGCAGGCCUGUGCUCAGAUCCUUGACGGCCUUUGUAAGGCCCCGAGCGUGGGCUGGAGAGGCUUGGAGAGAUGGCGUAACCCCUCCACCUGCACCAGAAAUACCUGCGCCGAGGUUUUGAAAAUCCAGAUAAUCGUGAAUCUUACCCGUGUGCAUCUGGUUUCAAGGUCUGUGCUAUUAGCUUUGGACUCCUUGGCCUUGUCAGGGCUCCUCCUAAAUGAUUUUCUUUGAUUUUGUCCUGUAAGUACAAAGUCUAAAGUGCAAAAUUGUCAUGCAAGUAGAUAAUGCUGUGAACAUAUAUUCUCACUGGCUAAUACAAUAUUAAGUUUGUUUUAAUAUAAGUUUACUUCUUGCCUGAAAUAUGUGUCUUGGGAUUUUUGUUUUAUUCUGUCUGUAGCAAUGGCUUCAGGAACAGCACUGAUUUAUGAUGAGGAGAUGACCACUCAUAAACUACUUUGGAUCCUGUUUGUUAUAUUGAAGUGCCAGAAAGACUGUCAUCCUCCUAUGACCAGCUUAAACAUUACCAUCUUGUGGAAAGAUGUGUUCAUAUGCCUGCCAGAGAAGGAAGCAAGGAAGAGAUCCUGUUGGUUCACAGUUCAGAACACUUGGAAGUGGCAAAAAGCACCCAGACAAUGAAUGAAGAGGAACUGAAAAAAGUCUCUGGAAAUUAUGAUGCUUUUUUCUUCCAUCAGAACACUUACCGUUGUGCCAGACUAGCAGUAGGAGCGACUUUGGAGCUGGUGGAUGCUGUGAUGUCAGGAAAAGUGCACAAUGGAAUGGCAUUAGUAAGACCUCCAGGUCACCACAGCCAGAGAAAUGCAGCUAAUGGGUUCUGUUUGUUCAACAAUGUUGCUAUUGCAGCAGAAUAUGCAAAACUGAAAUACGGUCUACAGAGAAUCCUAAUUGUUGACUGGGAUGUGCACCAUGGGCAAGGAACUCAAUAUAUAUUUGAAGAGGAUCCAAGUGUUUUGUAUUUUUCCUGGCAUCGCUAUGAACAUCAGGAAUUCUGGCCAUCACUCAAAGAAUCAGAUUAUGAUGCUGUGGGUCUGGGAAAAGGAAAAGGUUUUAACAUAAAUUUGCCUUGGAACAAGGUUGGGAUGGGAAAUUCAGAUUAUCUUGCUGCAUUUUUCCAUGUGUUGCUUCCAAUGGCUUUUGAGUUUGAUCCUGAACUGGUUAUUGUCUCCGCUGGAUAUGAUUCUGGAAUUGGAGACCCUGAAGGUCAGAUGAAUGCCACUCCAGAGGUUUUUGCCCACCUUACCCAUUUCGUGAUGCAGUUAGCUAAUGGAAAGCUGUGUGUCAUCCUAGAGGGUGGAUACCACUUAAAGUCAUUGUCUGAAUCAGUCUGCAUGACUGUAAAAACUUUGCUUGGAGAUCCUGUACCUCAAAUAACUGGAGAAAUGGCACCUUGCCUAAGUGCUGUUGAAUCUAUUCAAAAUGUGAGAGCAGCACAUAAACGCUACUGGAAAUGGUUGAUGUAUGAAGACACAUCAUUUUUACAAAAUUUGAGCACCAACUUGCACUUACUAAAGAAGGCUAAUCCAAAUCCCUCCACAGAACAUGAAUCUAAGAUAACUAACAACAAUGAAACUGUCAAAGUAGAAAGGUUUUUGGAACUGCACAUGAAAAAUAUUCUAUUUCCAGUGCCUCCCAUCAAAACAGCAACAACUGACUCUAAAGGUUCAGUACAUUUGCUCCCUGUACCUGUUCAUUUUGUGAAGGAAAUGGACAAAACUGAAAUAAAAGCUCUUGUCAGUGGCUUUUAUGCAGACAUUGUGAAAGAGGACAAAAAUUUGCUCUCUCUUGGCAGUAUGUUGGCCAUCCUAGAUAAAAUUCUUAAGAAGGAGGUAUGCAAUGGAAUUGCAGAAUCACCCAUGUGUUCUGUUUCGGUUGCUGUUGCACUAAGACAUUCUGUUCGUUUUGGAUUUCAAAGAGUGCUUUGUAUAUUUGUUGGAGACAUGGAAAUCAUACCAAACACAGAAGAUGGAAAAAUACUCGUGAUACAUAUUUGUGAGAAAGAACAGUCUGGAAAGACAGGAUCCAAACACUAUAUUUCUCUAAACUGGAAAGAGGAUGCUGAAGGAAAUGACUUCUUUUCUGCUGUACUUGGAUUCAUUCUUCCUGUAGCAUACAGUUAUCAACCUAACUUGACUGUAAUAGCCGUUGGACCAAAUAGGAGCCUUGGAAUAAGUGGGAUUUCUCUGCUAUUUUCUUUACUACAAGGAUUAGCCGAGUCUCGAAUUUUUGCAGUGAUCGAGGACACAGAGAUAAAUGUUAUGCAAAGUGUAGCCAAAGCAUUAGUGGGUGCUUCUGCACCUCACUUUGGAGUUUAUGUGCCUCCUACCCAAGAAAAAGUAAAUAAAAUAAAAAUAUUAAGAGACCAGUUUCAGCAGGAAUGGAAAAUGCUUCAGUGUUCAGUGAAGGAUGGGAUUUCAAGAAAUUGACUUCACUUCAGAAUCAUUUUACACAGCAGAAGAAAAAGAGAAUGCGUUGCUGUUCAUGUUGCCUUUUAAAUCAUUAGGAAAAGAGAUGGUCAAUCUCUAGAGUAAGAGCCAUUCACAACUCUCUCCUGUCUUUUAAAAUACUUAAAAUCUGUUAUUUUCAGAUAGAGAAUUGUGCUUGCAAAUUCUAUAUUGGCACUAAUUAUUCAAGACUGACCCUUGAAAACAACUCCUGUACUUCAUUACUGCAAAUUGGGGCUGAUGUCAUUUGUGACAUUGUAAAGUCAGGCUUGCAUAUGCAGUAGCUUGACUGCGUGAAUGUUAAGGAAGUCCAGAAGACAGGCAUCUGAAAUAAGUAAUCAUAAUAGCCAAAACAUUUUAUUAUUAUUCAACAUAAUACCAGAGUGCUUGCACUGCUGCUACCACCACCAUUUCAUUGGGAGUUUAAACUUAAUCUGGAGGACCUGCUGUUAAUGAAAUUUCAUUUCAUAAUCUGAUUUAAAGGAUUCACCUAACAUGGUCUAUUCUUUUAAUUUUUCUAAUGAGUAAUUUUCAAUUGCAAGAAGAAAAGCAGCUGAACAGCUAUAGUGUAUGCAUUUCCUACAUCACACCUGUGAUGAUUAAGUUUAAUUUCCUGAACUAUGCAGGUUGUGAGAGAAAAAAGAAAAACAUUUUGCAUAUAUAAAAUUACAAAUACAUAAUUGAACAAAGUAGUGUAAAGAGGACUCCACUCUGCCCUCUUUUCAAAGACAAAUUGUCUAACAAAUAAAACCCCCAAACCCCCAGAGAUUUGGUAGUGGCCGAAGGCUGACAUCAUGUGAAUUCUCAAAAUUAAACAAACAUCCUAAGGCAAUA
Harpia harpyja (harpy eagle) is the source of this 3825-nucleotide messenger RNA. RefSeq names its product histone deacetylase 10 (gene HDAC10). The coding region runs from base 1081 to 2973 and encodes 630 amino acids. Lineage: Eukaryota; Metazoa; Chordata; Aves; Accipitriformes; Accipitridae. The record is from RefSeq and is a predicted model, not a curated record. The transcript has 20 exons. Gene Ontology annotation, biological process: chromatin organization. Gene Ontology annotation, cellular component: histone deacetylase complex. Gene Ontology annotation, molecular function: histone deacetylase activity.